AUGGAUCAUCACCAGCAGCAUCCCAAGCUGGUGACUUGGCCGAAGGUAGUUCUUUUUGGAGAUUCUUUGACUCAAUAUUCAAUGAAUCCGAAUCACGGAUGGGCAACGAUCUUGGCCCAUUCCUUGCAACGUCGGUGCGACGUGAUUGUGCGCGGGUUCUCCGGCUAUAACACCAUCGAUGCCCGUCAUUUGUUGCCCCGGAUUGCCAACACCUUCGAUGGCCCUGUUGCAGCUGUCGUCAUUUUCUUGGGUACCAAUGACGCUGCUGACGCGGUUCAAAACGUCAGGCAGCAUGUUCCCUUGGAAGAGUACAGAAAAAAUCUGGCCUGGAUGGUGAAGUUCAUGCAGGAUAAAGGAGUUCCUCGGGAGAAGAUCAUCUUAAUGAGUCCUCCUGCGGCUGAUGUGAAGAAAUGGACGAGAAAUGACCGAAGCUUGGCGCAAACUGAAGCAUACGCUCGGGUUUGCGAAGAAGUAGCCCAUGGUGCCAACAUCAGUAGCAUCAACCUUUGCAAGCUGAUGCAGGACAAAUUUAAAAAU
Messenger RNA from Notodromas monacha, 537 nucleotides. Lineage: Eukaryota; Metazoa; Arthropoda; Ostracoda; Podocopida; Cyprididae. The record is from the annotation of a GenBank genome assembly.